This is a messenger RNA of Taeniopygia guttata (zebra finch), 6278 nucleotides long. The record is from RefSeq and is a predicted model, not a curated record. Lineage: Eukaryota; Metazoa; Chordata; Aves; Passeriformes; Estrildidae.
AGAGGAGCUGUGGCUGCUCCAUCCCUGGAAAUGUUCAGUCUGGGAUAGUGGAACCUGUCCCUAUCCAGAGCAGGGGGGGAACCAGGAUAGGCUUUAAGGUCCCUUCCAACCCAGACCAUUCCAGGAUUCUGUGUUUAAAUUGUGUUUGAGAAUUGAACUAUUUCAUACGCUGGAUGGAUAAAUGGAUGUGGUAUGACUUCCUGUGGAGUAGUAAGUUCCAUGGUGAUUCUUUGGUGAGAAAAUUACCUUAUGAGAUGGAUGCGUGGAAAUAUUGGACAUGGAGCUUGUUGUGAAACACAAAUGGAAGAGAAACAGCUCCAAGAGCAGAGACUUACAGCAGGAGUCCCUGUUGCUUUGAGAAGCACAAUGACCAUCUCACAGCUCUGUCUGGAGGAGAGGGCAUAGAAGGUCUGCUGCCACUGUACUCUCCUGAGGUGUGUGGCAAAAAUGGUGCAGAAAUACCAGUCCCCAGUUCGAGUCUACAAAUACCCUUUUGAGCUCGUCAUGGCAGCCUAUGAGAAACGCUUUCCUACAUGCCCAGAGAUCCCAGUCUUCCUGGGGAGUGAAAUCCUGCACGAAUCCAAGAGUGAGGACGGAGCCAUCCAUGUCAUUGAGCGAAGCUGCAAGCUGAAUGUGGAUGCUCCCAGGCUGCUGAAGAAGAUUGCAGGGGUAGAGUAUGUCUUCUUCAUCCAGAAGAACACAGUGAACUGGAGAGAGAGAACGCUCCGCAUCGAAGCCCACAACGAGACCUUUGCCAACCGGGUGGUGGUCAGGGAGACCUGCAGCUACUCAGUUCACCCUGAGAACGAGGAGUGGACCUGCUUUGAGCAGUCAGCCUCUCUCGACAUCAAAUCCUUUUUUGGCUUUGAAAGCACCGUGGAAAAAAUUGCCAUGAAGCAGUACACCUCCAACAUCAAACGGGGCAAGGAGGUGAUUGAGCACUACCUGAAGGAGCUGAUCUCCCAAGGGAUCACGUUCAUCCCGCGCUGGAGCCCUGCCGCGGCGAAGGAGGAGCGAGUCCCGGCGGCGGGGCAGGUCCCCGGUGCCAUCCCGCCGGAUCCCGGGGCUGCCGGCAGCAGCAGGGAACCGGCUGCCAGCCCCUGCCCGCCCCCAGAGCCUGCCAGCCCUGACGCGGACAAACUGGACGCGGAUUACAUCGAGCGCUACCUGGGCCAUCUCACCCCGAUGCAGGAGAGCUGCCUGAUCCGCCUGCGCCAGUGGCUCCAGGAGACUCACAAGGGAAAGAUCCCCAAGGAUGAGCACAUCCUGCGGUUCCUGCGCGCCCGCGAUUUCAACAUCGACAAAGCGCGGGAGAUGCUGUGCCAGUCGCUGGCCUGGCGCAAGCAGUACCAGGUGGAUUUCAUCCUGCAGUCCUGGAGACCCCCAGCCCUGCUGCAGGAGUACUACACUGGCGGGUGGCACUACCAGGACAAAGAUGGGCGGCCGCUCUACAUCCUCCGCCUCGGCCAGAUGGACACCAAGGGUUUGGUGAAGGCCCUGGGAGAGGAAUCCCUGCUGCGACAUGUUCUGUCCAUUAAUGAGGAAGGACAGAAGAGAUGUGAGGAAAACACCAACAUCUUUGGCCGCCCCAUCACAUCCUGGACGUGCCUGGUGGAUUUGGAAGGGCUCAAUAUGAGGCAUCUCUGGCGGCCUGGGGUGAAGGCCCUGCUCAGGAUCAUUGAGGUGGUGGAGGACAACUACCCUGAGACCCUGGGGAGGCUCCUGAUCGUGAGAGCACCACGGGUCUUCCCUGUGCUCUGGACCCUGGUCAGUCCCUUUAUCAAUGAGAACACACGGCAGAAGUUCCUCAUCUACAGUGGCAAUAACUACCAGGGCUCAGGAGGGCUGGUGGACUAUGUGGACAAGGAUGUGAUCCCAGACUUCCUAGGAGGAGACUGCAUGUGCACUGUCUCAGAAGGAGGACUCGUCCCCAAGUCCCUGUACCAGACCGAGGACGAGCCGGAGAACUCGGAUCACAUCCGGCUGUGGACAGAAACCAUCUACCACUCUGCCAGUGUCCUCAAAGGAGCCCCACACGAGAUACUUGUGGAGAUCCUGGAAGGGGAAUCUGUCAUCACCUGGGACUUCGACAUCCUGAAGGGAGAUGUGGUGUUCAGCCUCUUCCACUCCAAACGAGCUCCUGAGCCAAGUCACAAAGAAGCCACGUCACCAAGUCCCUCUGGUGCAGGGGACAAUGUGCAGCUCAUUGACAAGAGCUGGGUGCUGGGGGUGGAUUACAGCCGGGUGGAAUCUCCCCUGGUCUGCAGGGAAGGAGAGAGCAUCCAGGGGUCCCAUGUCACACGCUGGCCUGGCUUUUACAUCCUGCAGUGGAGGAUGCACGGGCCCCUGCCCUGCUCCAGCUCCAGCCUCCCCCGCGUGGACGAUGUCCUGGCCUCCCUGCAGGGCUCCAGCCACAAGUGCAAGCUCAUCUACUACUACGAGGUGCUGGCCUCCAAGGACUUCAGGGGAUCCAUGUCGAGCCUGGAAUCUUGCAACAGUGGCUUUUCCCAGCUGAGUGGAGUCACCACAUCUUCCAGCCAGUCCCAGAGCAGCUCCCACCUCUCCAGAUAGCAGAGCCAAGGCUGCAGCACAGGGGCACCCGGGGCUGCUCCAGCCCCAAACCAAAGAGCUCCAGGGCUGAGCCGUGGGGCAGCUGCAGCCACUUGGACACAGAGAGGCCUCUGAGAGCUGCUUCAACCACAAAAACUGAAAUUCCAAGGGCAGUUUUAGGAGUUUUGGGUCAGCUGCAUGCUUCUCAGUAGCUUCCUUCAGCACCUGUGGAUUUUGGGUGCCUGGGAGUUUGCAGGAAUCCACUCCACUCCAAAGGGCUCUUCCCAUCAGUUCUUUCCCCAGAGGAGGCUGAUGUUGCCUUACCUGUUGGACCUUUAGAUAAUUCCUGGGUGGCAAAACUAAGGGAAUGUCCUGGGUGCCCAUGGGGUACUGGUUCUGCACUGGACAGUCAAGUGGGCAUUCCAGGGGCAGGGCCUUGGAAGGAACUGCCAACACCUGAACAGGUAGGAUAGUUCAGAAAUCAAACCAAAAACCUCUUCUGGUCUGGCAGGAUGCUCUGGGAAAUGUGUUGCAUUUUUUAAACCCUGCUGAGAAACAAAGUCAAAAUGGUUUUUUUAGAAAUUCCAGGCAUUGACUCUGCCUGCAGUGAGUGGCAUCUUUCAAACUAUUGUUUCUUUUUACUCAGGUUUACAGCAAUAAUGAGUAGGUCUGUCCCAUUCCCUAGUGGAUGGGAACUGAAUCCAGUCCUAAAGGGCUAAGAAAAGCAAUAUUUGAUUUCCUGAAGGCACAAGAUUUUCUGGCAGUAUUACAGAACUUGCUUCUUUUAAACAUGAGCUCACUUGAAACCAUUCAGAGAGGCAUGUAUGUAUGUAAGCACUUACUGAAGCCUAUUUAUUCUAUACUAGCUUAUUUUAAAUUAAUUUUUAACUUAUUAUGUCAGAAAUGACUAUUUAUUAAAUACAGUCACCUUUUUUUAAUGAGAUGAACUUUGUUUUAGAAAGGAAUAACUGAUUGUUUUCAAUCCCAAGUAAUCUUUCUGCUUGGGUCCUGAUUUUUAUAAUCACUGGAUGUGCUUGCAAAAGGGCUGCAGUGGGGUAAGGGCUUGUGUCACCUUCCUUGCAAGGAAAGGUGAGAGUCCAGUGCUUUUUUAGACUGUUUUUUAGGAUUAAGAAACAAGGAUUGAGUUCAGGAGUUGUCAUGAAGAUGCACUGUCUUCCUACACAGCAAAAUGCCACAUUUGUCCCUAAUCUCUGAUUGUUCCUGUAGUCAGGUUGGGGAGCAAAGUUAUCCAUGUUCUUGUCCAGGUGAAAAAAACGAGAGCAGGGGUCAAAUACUCACCAAGUUUUUAUUCAAGAAUCUGUGAAGUUGUUCCUUCCCACCCUCGUUUUGAAUCACUGGAUUUGAAGCACCAGGCUCUGCCAAAGGAGAAAAGAGCCAAAAUAUUUGGGACAAUGGGAGACAAAAGAACUUGAUAUGGUUUUGAGUUGUUUGGUGGGGUUUUUUAAGGAUUGGAGCCAAGGGAAUCACUCUGCACUUUGCAUCUCUCCCUGUGAACAGGUAACUUGAUUAUGUAGAGCUCAGGGAAGUUCUGAUUUCCAAUUCUCAGUUGUUCCAUAGACUUUAAUGUUUCUCCCAGACAAGUGAAACUUCUGUCUCUGGCAUUUCAGCAUAACUGGAGUCUGAUAAAGAGGGACAAAUGUAAAUGCAAUUCAUACCUUUCCUCUGGAAAGUCAGGAAUUCUGGAAGCGAAGUCCAUGCAUGUAUCCCUCAUGGAAAAUCCUUGACCCAGAAUAAAAUCUCAUUCUAGAAACGGUUUCAGACUCCCAAAGCCCCAGGAGCAAACCCAGCCCUGUCUCCCUGUGCUGUUUCAGGAUUUUACCUUCCCUUCUUAGGUGGUUGCUCACAUCCUACAGUGGCAACAUCCCUUUUCCCUGGGUUUGCUCUGAGUAAGAAUCUCUUUCUUUGCCCUGGAUUAUUUUUUUUUGUAAUUUUAUUUUGAAAUAUGGGAUAUGCUGGGGUUUUUUUGCUCACCAGAAGUUUGACUUUUGUCAGUGAAGCACUGACAAAACUUGGCUCCUAGCAGAUCUCUGAAGGGUGAGGUCAAGGGCUGGUGAAGCAGCUUGUGACCUCUCCUUGGCAAGGCUGCCUGGUUUAUCCCACCGGAUAAUUUACUUGGAAACCAAUUUAAAUAAUUCAAUUUUUUUUUCCUUUUUCUCCAGAAUAUUAGCAGGAGAAAGGGAGCAACAGCCUGGAUGCUGUGCUUUCUAAACCUGACCUUGUGAACUGCAGACACCAGACAGAAUUCUUCUGCAUCACUUUUUCCUCUUUCAAACAACAUCAUUGUGCUUUAGAAAAUAAACUCAAGAGUUUUCUUCACGGUGAGCUGAGGCUGGGAGGGGUUCUGGAUCCUCAGAAAUUUCCUAAGCCAGAAGCUGAGGAAAUGGGCUCAUUUUGGGUGAUGCAGCAAAGCCCUCCCUGCUCUGUCCCCAGCAGCGAGGCCGCUGAGCUCGGGCUGUGUGCAGGGAAGGAGCUGCUAAUUAAAAACUGGCUCCCAGUCCAUCGGGGCUCUCCCUGUUUCAGAUAUUCCUUAUGCAAACACAACACCUACCUCAGAGCUGGUGCCAUCCUGUGGUGGGGGGGAGUGCAGGACAGUGUGCAAGGUGCCAAGGGCUGUGCCAGGGGUCCCAGUUAAAUACAGCCAGAUGUGACACCUCCAUUGCCAGUGAGUUCUCCAGCUCUGCCCCAUUCCCUGGGCUCUGCCCAGGGCUGGGAAGGGCAAACACAGAGUGAGGAUGGAUGUUGGAUGGCCUCGGCUGUCGUUCAGGGCACAGUCCUGAGCCACGUUUUGCUGCUCUCCGGUGUGAAAAGGAGGAGGAGGAUGAGGAGGGCUGAGCCCCCGGGGCACCAGGGGCGGCUCCAGCCCCGCUGUGUCACCGCUGCCUCUGGGGGCUUUCACAGGAAGGCACCGCAGCAGCUCCAUCCUUCCUCAGCUUUUGCACUCACUGCUGGAAACAGAAUUCCCGCCGGUGAUCAGGCUGGGGAAUCACGAGUGACUGAGGUGCAGCUGUGCUCCUCUGCUCAGCCACUUCGGUUCUGUCUGUUCCCUUUCAGGAACUGUGAAUAACAGUUUGUCAUCCCAAUUUGCUUUGUCGGCAGAAGAGUUUGAAAUGCCACAAUCUACUCACAAUUCCCAGUAGGAAGUAGUGAGCCCAGCUGGCCACACUGGGCUGGGAAGCUGCUGGGGCUGAGGCCAGCCCUGCUCCAGGCAGGGAAUCCCUAUUUCAAUAGGCAUUUUACGAGCUCACACUGCUUUAAUGUCCCAAAUGUUUGUACUGUGAGCAAUUAAUGCAAGGAACAGCUAUUAGAGAUUCACUUGACAGUGGCUGUCAAAGAUUCCUGCAUGCAAUUAGCUUUAAUAUUCCUCCAACACAUUUGUGAUGCUCCUUGCAUCUGAUUAUUUCCCUCUUGGAAGGUGAAAUUGGAGUCAAGUCACGUUUGCUGGCUUUUAGUGGCACCAACACCCACUUCCAAGAUUCAGUUACACCUAAGUUAAAUGGGCAUUAAUUUUUUUAGUAGCACUUACUUUCUUUCCUUUGCAGCUGGCUUUGGUUUUAUACAUUGAAAUCCUCAUUUUUCUCAGCCAAAACCCUCUAACUUCCCGUAAGAGCCCACUGCAGGGCACUGAAAUAACAGAUGUCCUCCUGUGCUGGUGUCUGUGGGUCCUGGUAGAGCUGUACUUUUGGGUAUGUGGGAAAUAAAACAUCUCU